AUGGCUAGGGGAAAUCAAAGAGACUUGGCAAGAUUGAAAAACUUGAAGAAGCAAAAGGAACAACAGGGUCACAAGAAGGAGGGAGAUCCAAAGAAAAGAAUGGAGUCUGAUGCGGACAUUUUAAGACAAAAGCAAGCCGCUGCUAAUGCUAGAAAGGAAGCUGAAGCCCUAGAAAAGUUAAAGCAGGAAAAGGCCAGAAGAUAA
Messenger RNA from Naumovozyma castellii, 204 nucleotides. RefSeq lists its product as uncharacterized. The record is from RefSeq and is a predicted model, not a curated record. NCBI's taxonomy places the organism in Eukaryota, Fungi, Ascomycota, Saccharomycetes, Saccharomycetales, Saccharomycetaceae. Bases 1 to 204 code for a protein of 67 amino acids. The transcript has a single exon.